GUGACAUAUAAUACAUGUACCGUAUGUGUCAACUAUUAUAGUGAAAUGAAGUAACAUAGAAAAGUAAACAAACUAAAUACGCGUAACAUACGACUAAUACAUUUCCUCAGUUAAAUAUGUCUCAGACAAAACCGUACGAAUCUACAUGAACGCGGAAUAUGGGCGAUGGAAUCCCCUCCUGGUUAGAUGAAAAGUUCUUGGCAGCCUCUCUUCAGGGAGAACAAAGCAAUCAGCCAAAGGUGUCGAUCGUCAGUUUUAAAAUCGCUCCACCCACAACUAUUGACGGUUACUCGAGCGAUAUCUACAGGGUCCAUGUAAAUUAUAGGCGGGAAGGCUCUACACAGGAACAGUCAAAAUAUCUUGUCGUGAAAGUCCCUGACUCGACCGGGUUGAUAAAUAUUUUGUUGGGUCCCAUCAGUUGUGAAAAAGAGCAUUUGUGUUAUAAAGUUCUGCUCCCGAAAAUGAUGUCAAAAGUUAAGUGUGCCUUCGCCGCUGAGUCGUUCCACAGCACUGUCGAUAAAGUGAUCGUAAUGGAAGAUCUGGGAAAGGAAUAUCGCUUGGCGGAUAGAUCCAAACAGUUGGACUUGGAACACUGUAAGUUAGUCUGGGCUACUUUGGCCAAAUAUCACGCAAGCUCCGUAGCUAUACACGCCGAGAACAAAGAAGUGAUCGACUUUGUGGCCACAGAAGUGUUCUUCCCGGAAGGUGGAGUCAUGCGACAGUGGAUAGAGUUGGGGAACAGGACCCUCGGGGUGUCCUUAGAGAAACAGGGUCACAAAGAGUACGCAGACGUUUUCCUCAGCAGAAUUGAAAACAUUUGGGAUACUUUAGUGGAGAAUGUAAAGCCUCAACCGGGGCGCUUGAAUGUACUGAAUCACGGAGACUUGUGGUUGAACAAUUUAUUUUUUAAAUAUAAUGAAGCAAAAGAACCGGUGGAAGUAAGAUUUAUAGACUUUCAAGCGUCUCGAUAUUCUCUCCCCGUAAUGGACUUGGUGUACUUUCCUGUACGGCAAUGCCCAAUACGACGUGAGGGAAUAUCGACAGAAGGAACUGUACAGCCACUACCUGGAGGUCCUGAACCGCACUCUAGAGGAGCUCGGGCGAUCCGAGCGGUUUACGGAACAACAGUUGAAGGAAGAUUUGAAAUCAUCGAUUCCUUGGUUUAUCGGUACCCUCAUCUUUUCCGUGUCACUCAUAGUCUUCAGUCAGUUAACUCACGACCUACCCUUCAAUGGACUGGUAGCGGACGACUUUGUAUCUGGGAAAGCUAAUCCCGCCAUUCUUCACGUGCUGCAAGGAGAGGACUUCAACUCUCGCCUCCCACACUACGUGAGGCAGUACCUCGCCUUUAUUGAAUCAUAACAGUGUACAAAGCAAAGAUCAAUAUGUCUGUUCAGUUAAGGUUUAUUGUUUGCUUAAACUGUAAAGUUUGCUUUAUCAAUACCUUGUUAUCGCUAACAAAUACAUACAAAUUUAUAAAAUUGCGAUAUAAAUUCUCCAAAAAUAAACCAAAUUACGAUGAAUUUAGUAAUAUAUACAUUUAUUAAUAAACUCAUAAAUGCGACUGAUAAAUUUAAUGCACUGAUGUAAUGCUCUAAAGGUACUCUAAAGGAUACUGUUAUCAAUGGCAGAACUAUUGGAUUGUAACACAGUAUUUAAUUAAAUACAUUUGUUCAUAACUGAAUUGCUUUCGUUGCCUAAUCAAUCUAAAUGUCUAUUACAACUUUAUUAACUUCAUAUUUUAAAUACUUAUAUAGGAUUUGGAAAAGAUUAGAGCCACCUUCAUUUAUUUUAAAUUAGCAGCUAUCCGGGAAGAAAGAAAAACAGAUACACCGUAGACAUGUUUCUUUUAAAAGUCAUUGUAAGCACUCCUGGGUUAGGUGUUACACUGACAAUGGAAUAUCUUCUGAUCCAUUUUAGUUUUAAAGUUCAAAGAGCAGUGUUGUGGGGCCCUCAAGUCUGAGAGUGACACGGAUUUAUAACUACCGUGAAAGACCUUAAACUUAUUUAAAAUUUUAUUUUAUAAUAAACGAUACGAGUAACAAAAAAACUAUUUUAGGCCAGCGUGUAGAAAUCUUAAAUUCGAAGUUCUUAGUUUUCAGUUAACUCACUCAUAAUAUAAUGAAUAAUAGGACUCUAUGAGAUUUUGAAACAAUAACAAUAAAAAACAUGUUAUUGAUAUGUAACAACAUUAUAAGUUGUGUCAUCAAUGCCGAUAUUGUAAUAACAAAUUUUAAACGAGACAGUUACUACCCAGGACAAACAAAAUGUAGGUUCCUUUUGAAUGAUUUGUCCCUUGUUUUUAAUUUAAUAUAUUCUAGAUGUUUAAUAAAAGACCUAUUUAAGUUUUUUUUUUUAAAUAAAUUUAGUCUGUGUUACCGAGUAUGGGAAUGUCUCUGUACAGUCCGACCGCCCGGGUCAAGUCCAGGCGACGAACCUACCUCCAUUGUACGCUUGCCCACGCUCUUUCUUUUUAACUCCUUCUACGGAAGAAGAAGUUAUAAGCAUUGUUAUAGGCAUGAAAAAUAAAAACUCUUCUGGUUUUGACAAUAUUACCGUGCAACUACUGAAGUUUACGAUCCCUGAAUUAGCAGCAAUUUUGACACAUUUAAUUAAUCUUAGCUUUAGUAAGGGAAUAUUUCCUGAAAAUCUAAAAUUAAGCUCUGUUAUUCCAAUUUUUAAAAAUAGUAGUUCAAUUAAAACUGACAAUCUGAGACCCAUUAGUUUGCUUUCAGUUUUCUCAAAAUUAAUUGAAAAGAUUAUGGUAGUAAGACUUCAAAAAUUUUUGCAGACUACAAAUUUUUAUAACCCUUGUCAAUUUGGUUUUACAAAAGGUAAAUCUACAGAGGAUGCUCUCAUAGCAGUUUCAGAAAAGAUUUACAGUAGUUUCAAUAAUAAACUUAAGACAUCAGGUCUUUUUAUUGAUUUUAAAAAGGCUUUUGAUUUGGUUGAUCACGGCAUUCUCCUAUCCAAGUUGGAGGCUGCAGGAGUAAGAGGGAUUCCCUUGUGUUGGUUUAAAUCUUUCCUUAUUGGUAGAAGACAACGUGUUGAAAUCGGCAAAAUUUUCAGUACUUCAAAGGUUGUUAAGGCCGGAGUACCGCAAGGAUCGGUUAUCUCGGCAACUUUAUUUCUAAUUUUUAUAAACGACUUGUUAAACUUAAAUUUUGAAGGCAGCAUUAGUGCUUUUGCUGACGACAUUGCCCUUUUUUAUUCUCAACAAAACGAAGCCAUGAUUGGGCUUUCGAUUAAUCAAGAUCUUCGAUUGUUAAGAGAGUGGUGUCUCGAAAAUCGUAUGCAAGUCAACACAAAUAAAUCCAAAUAUUUGAAUUUUCAUUUUUCAGGUUUUGAAAUUCCAUUUCCUAUAAUAUUUCACUCAAAAUUAUGCAAUUUUCAAAAUUGUCUCUGUGAACCUUUGGAGAAAGUAAAACAAAUAAAGUAUUUAGGUAUUGUUUUAGAUGAGAAGUUUACUUUUGAAGCACACAUUGAUGUUCUACACAAAAAAAUAAGACAAGCUAUAAGGAAGUUUUAUUUCUUGAGAAAUGUUUGUAGUACUUCGCUACUCAGAACAAUUUACUUUGCAUUAAUUCAUUCAAGAUUGCAGUAUGGAAUUGUGUGUUGGGGGUGGUACCUUUAAAUUUUUAAUUGAAAAACUUAGAAUAACUCAAAAUUACUUUUUGCGAAUAAUUUUAAAGGGGUCAAAAAGGGAUAGUUCUUUUCCUUUGUUUCAAAAUUUGCGUAUAUUACCUGUUCAGCAUAUUUUCAUUUAUAAAGUGCUAAGGAUAUUUUUUAUUAGAAGCGGAAAUCUUGGUUUGGAAAAUUUGCAUUAUGUUACAAGAUUUAGCCACCAAAUUAACUUUAAAUUGCCAAAAGUAAACAAGUCAUUUUUUCGGCAUUCAUUUCAGUACUUGGGACCAAAAUAUUAUAAUCAGUUAUCCAAUAGCAUUAAAUCCAGUGGCAAUUUAUAUAAAUUUUCCAAAAAAAGUGUUUGAUUGGCUAUUGUCUUUGAAUGACACAAGUUUUUUAAAUAGUAUUCUUAGUUAAAGUAUUAUAAGAUAGUACGUUUUUUCCUUAAAGUGUGUUUUCUAUAAAUGUAUAUUAAGUUUGUUAAUGUGACAAAUUUUAUAGUUAUAUUGUUAGGUAAGCAUACAUUGUUAGUAAUAAUAUUUAAAUUGUAUUAUUAUAUAGUCAUAACAACUGUUUGUCUUUAAGCUUAGAAAAAAAAUUAAGUCUAUUUGUUCUUUUAGUUUAGAAUUUUAUCAGAUGCUGCAGAAAACGACAUUUUUUCAGCUAUAAUGUUAAUGCUAGACUCAUAAUUUUCAAUUUAAAAUUCUAUUAAAAUUACAAUUUUGUUUUUUUUUUUCACCUGGCCACAAUACUAGCAAAAGUGGCCAGGAAAUUUCCAGAUGAUUUAUGUAUGUACAAAACUAUGUAAAAAAUAAUUGGAAAUAAAUCAUUAUUUCAUUAUGUAA
Homalodisca vitripennis (glassy-winged sharpshooter) is the source of this 4469-nucleotide messenger RNA. RefSeq lists its product as uncharacterized. The record is from RefSeq and is a predicted model, not a curated record. NCBI's taxonomy places the organism in Eukaryota, Metazoa, Arthropoda, Insecta, Hemiptera, Cicadellidae. The coding region runs from base 159 to 1271 and encodes 370 amino acids. The transcript is spliced from 2 exons.